AUGGCGUUCGUCCUUCGUCGCCCGUUUGCUAUAUCGGCAGCUCUCAAACAGGCUCCCAAGCCAACGACAGUAUCAACCACCAUCCGGUUCAUCCACAACGGCCCUAUCAAGCCAUCAUCGUCACCAGCUAGCCGCGCACCAUCUCAGAUCUCCUCUCCAUCUCCAACCAGUAAAGCGCGCAAGUCUUUCCAGGAUGCCUUCCGACGUACCUAUAUGCAGAAGGCAUAUCAGCCCGCCGCCGGAGAUACCAGCAAUAUGACCCAGAAACUAAUAUACGGUGCCGCCAUCAUCGGAGGAACUGUUGUGGCAACAAACUUCAUUUUCAACAGGGAAACAAGAGAAGAUGGUGGAAUGCGCCCUUACGAACGAAGUUUCUUGAAUGAGACAUUCAUGCACACUGGUCUGGGUAUUGGAAUCAUCGGCAUUGCCGCCCGUGCUCUUCAUACCAGCGGGUGGUCUUAUCGACUCAUGGCAACCAACCCAUGGGUUGUUGUUGGUGCCAGCUUGGUAGCUAGCAUUGGAACUAUGUACGGAACGUUUUACACAUCGCCCGAUAACUACAUUCAAAAGUAUGCUCUGUGGACUGGAUUCAACCUUGCCCAAGCGGCCGUUCUAGCACCUCUAUUCUUCAUGUCCCCAGCCAUUCUCGGUCGUGCUGGUCUUUACACAGUCGGCAUGAUGGGCUCAAUCGCCUUUGUCGGUGCUACUGCCAAGCAGGAGAAGUACCUUUACCUUGGUGGCCCGCUUCUCGCUGGUGUUGCCAUUGUUGCUCUCUCUGGAUUUGCUCCCCUGGUUCUACCAGCUACAGCCACAAGAACUCUUAUGUGGUCUGAGCGCGUUUGGUUGUAUGGAGGUCUUGCUGUCUUUGGUGGAUUUACCCUUUACGAUAUCCAGAAGAUCCUUUACCAUGCUCGUUUGGCUGAACGAGGUGUUGUACGGAGGGACGUUGUUAACGAGAGUAUCAGCCUUGAGCUCGACUUUAUCAACAUCUUUGUCCGCAUGGUCCAGAUCCUGGCUCUGAGAGGCGGUAACAACAAGCGGUAG
Molecule: messenger RNA, 1044 nt
Organism: Nannizzia gypsea CBS 118893
Lineage: Eukaryota; Fungi; Ascomycota; Eurotiomycetes; Onygenales; Arthrodermataceae
Product: growth hormone-inducible transmembrane protein
Exons: 2
Coding region: 1-1044 (347 amino acids)
Cellular component (GO): mitochondrial inner membrane
Source: RefSeq, a predicted model, not a curated record